Messenger RNA from Carcharodon carcharias (great white shark), 739 nucleotides. RefSeq names its product NADH:ubiquinone oxidoreductase subunit B10 (gene ndufb10). The transcript has 4 exons. Bases 53 to 577 code for a protein of 174 amino acids. The record is from RefSeq and is a predicted model, not a curated record. Lineage: Eukaryota; Metazoa; Chordata; Chondrichthyes; Lamniformes; Lamnidae.
UGCCAUGUUGUGUGUGUAGUGCGGCUGUGCAGUGUGCGCCCCGGUCGGAGUGAUGCCGGAGGAUUGGGACAAGGACGUUUACCAACCGCCGGCCAGCCGGACCCCAGCAGUGGAGAAGCAAACUGGCCUGCCCAACCCGGCGGUUAUUAUCAGCAAGCUUUUCUACUACACGGUGGAUUUGCCAGUUACAACCUUCAGAGAAUGGGUGGAACGCCAGCAGGAAAAGAACAAAUUCUAUUACUACCAUCAGCAUUUCAGACGUGUGCCAGAUUUAACCGACUGCCAUUUGGGUGAUUACCUCUGCUACUAUGAGGCAGAGAUGCAGUGGAGAAGAGAUUACAAGGUUGAUCAGGAAAUUAUGAAAAUUCUUCAGGAACGUCUAAGGGCCUGUCAGCAGAGGGAAGGUAACAGCUAUGUACAGAAUUGUGCUAGGGAGCUGGAGCAGUUCAAGCAGGGAGCGAAAGGCUAUCAAUCAAGAUAUGGUGAUCUGGGGGCUUAUGGAAGUGCCAGACGAUGUCUAAUGAAACAGAAACAUCGAAUGAUUGAGGAGAGAGAAAAGGCAGCAUCUGAAGCCUAAGAUCACCACAAUCUACUGGAAAAAUUUUUUUGAUUAAGUUUGUGACAAACCUUCACCUAUAAUGUACAGUCUGAAUGUGGUUAAAUUGUGCAAAAUGCUGAAUUUCACAUGAUUGUGACUAAAAUACAUGGACCUGUUAAACAAUAAAUAAUGUAUAACCUG